AUCAUAACAGGCCGGAUUGUAAAUCAAUGGACGUUGAAAGAUGUACAGAAACUUAGACAGAUAUAUGAGAAAUAGCAGAGAUUGACGUGACCACUGCAUAUCUUAUUUUAAAACACUGAAAGAAAAGAGGCGAUUUGGAAAAGUUUAGAAAAUCCUGCUACAGUACAAAGAGUCAGAAUGAGUUGCUACCAGAAGUUCUACACGAACCAGAUACAUUCCAGUUCCUUACUAUGUCAGCUAGCCACAAUGUGGAAGAGCCAGGUUCUCUGUGAUGCCGUGAUCAGAACAGGCCCAGUCAUUACGAAGGCACACAGAGUUGUUCUAGUUGCUGCUUGCCCAAUGCUGCAGUCAAUGGACAAUGCCUCAAUGGGUUCACACCUGGAAGUUCGCCUUGCAGCUGACAUAAAACAAGAUUCCAUUAACACAUUUCUACAAUAUUUGUAUGAGGGAUUCAUGAUGCUGACAGAAGAAAAUUGCAGAGAUGUGGAAAAAAUUGCUCGCCUGUUGCAGGUGGACAGUGUUAUUAAGUGUUGUGCUGACUUUCUAAAGUGUCUGAAUGGUGCAACAGGUGCCCCCAUGCCAAUGGAUAGCCAGUAUAAGUACACGUCCUAUGAUAUGCUUGAAUUCCGUCAUGUUAGGUCAUCAGGUUUGCAAAAAAGUGUGAACAUGAAGAGAAUGUCAAAUUUCCCCCGUCCCGUAAGUCCAGGCAGCAAGAGACAAAGAAUGGGUAGACCCUCUAGUCCACUUGUUGAUUCACAUUCCUCUAGUCACAGAGCAGAUGACACAUUAUCCAUGGCACAUAGUUAUCGUUCAAGCCAGCCAGAUCCAUGGGACAGAGUUCCUCAACUAGGUGCAGGCACAAGGCUUCCUACACAACCAGGAGUCAUUGAUAUUGUGGAAGACUGCCUAGAAAUAAUUCAGACUGAAGAGCCAGAGAAAGACGCUAGAGGCAACGUUAAACCAGAUUCAAGACCAAAGCAAAAAUCUGUCUCCAUUGGGGUGUCUAGCCAAAUGAAUACUGCCACAGAUGUUCAUGUGGUGAAUAUAUCUGAUCCAGGUGGUACUGCAGGGCCACCAAAACAGACUACCACAAAUGGUUCUCGUGGCUCCAUUACAGUCAACCCUCUCACCAUGUUCAACGAUCCUACUUCUUCUUCACAAGGAUUACAGAGGUCAGAUACUUCUAAUGAUGUCCAGUUUUCACCAAGGUCAGUUGAAUCAGAAGCAGCGAGGAAAGAAAACUUCCCUCAUGCCAUGACACCACCUCAACAGCCUGUUUUUCCAACUAUGACACCCAUCUCCAGAGCAACAAAUAAACCAUUUGCUGCAGGAAGUGCCACACAGGUCCACCCCUCAGAAAGUGGAGGGAAAACCCAGGCUGAAAGUGAAGAAGGAGACCAAGCACAAGAUCAGGUAAACAGGGUAGAAUCUCAGGAACUUUCUCCAAGUUCUUCUUCUGAUAAAGCUCCGGAUAUUAGUAUAGUGAAAGUGGAAGCUGCGGAUGCACAUACUGGCGGAUUAGACAUGUAUGUGGACAUACCUGAGGAUGGAAUAAUGAGAAUGAAAAGUGGAAUAGAAGAAAGCAUUGAAAAUGAAGAGGAGAGUGACCCAGAACAUGACCAAUCCCAGGAUGCUCUGAGAGAUGACAUGUCAAAUGAGGCUAGCAAUGUCAGUGGAGAUCAGAACAACUCUUGGUACAUCGGCCAAUUUAAGGGACUGAGCAGUGGAACUCGGGAGGUUGAGCUUGCCUCGAGGAUUACUGCAGCGGCCUCGGGUGAAAACUUGGCUGUGAAAUUAUUUAGAGAAUGGCUGGCAGCAUCAAAUGUCUCACAAAGUUUUGAAAACUUUCAAGGAUCUGAACUAAACGAUCUUCUCUAUCGAUUUUACAUCGAAUCUUGCAAUAAACACCUAGAUGUUGAUCGACUUAAAGAAGUUCGUGAUGGUAUAUUCUGGCAUUUAUCAGGAUAUAAUUCAACAUGGAAUCAUACCUUUCAAGAUGGAUCUGCAUUCCAGACAUCCAAUGAGUGUUUAGAAUCUUUGAAUUCAAGAGAAAACUCCACAACAAAAGUGAAACUGCCGCAUAACAAAGUUCCCAUGCUUCAUGAAGACAUUCGGACUCUUAUGAACUCUGGCCUUCUUACCAACAGAAAUCCGAUUGGUUUAUUUAGGAAAGUUUGGUUUGAUCUUGCUAUACACCUUGGAAUUGGAGGUCAAGCAGGUAUGCGUGGCUUGACUGUUGAUUCAUUUGUUGCAGAAGUAGAUGAAAAAGGACGAAAGUAUUACAGAUUAAAUCGCAAAAUAAAUGUGGAUAAGUCUCGCUCCUGUAUGGAGAUGCAAUACUGGUGCUGGGAAGCACGGAUGUAUGAAGUACCUGAAGACACAAAUUGUCCAGUUAAAACUCUUGAUCUUUACCUAGAAAAGAGAAAUCCAUUCAAAAAAGCAUUUUUUCAAAGACCUAAAUCUAAUUUUAGUUCACAUCAUGGAGCUAUUUGGUUUGAUUCUCCAGUGGGUCAUAGUUCAUUGGCAUGUAUGAUGUCACGCAUGAGUGAAGAAGCAGGGUUGAAGAGAAUUUACACCAAUAGCAGUGUACGUUACACUCUGGCAGAUUUGGUGGAGGAAAGUGGACGAUCAGUAGAAGAAGUUCUGGGACAAAAUCCACGCAACAAAACCAGUAAAAGUGUCAUCAUUUUCCCCCCAUCUUCAUUAACAUCUGACGAACACAGAGUCAACAGCAAUAUUAUUCAUGAACUGUUUUAUGGUAACCCAAUGUAGAAAAGGGAGCAUCAAUGGUCCAUAGUUUGAGAGUUCAUUUAUUGUAUAUCAAAAUAUAUCUAUGUCAAAAUUUUAUCAUGUAAAUUCAAUUUUUUAGAUGUACAGUACUUAAUUUCUUGCUUGUAUUUUAAUAUGGUAAAAUUUUAAAAUUCAGUCUUCUUUUGUGGAGUAUUUUUCCUACAGAUAGACCAGACUGUGUCCCAUUCAUAGGAGUUCAGAAAUCAUAGAGAAUAUAGCAUUCAUGUUUUCAAAAAUACUAGAUAUAUAUAAAGAUGAUCAGCAUUUUCUUCA
Messenger RNA from Saccostrea echinata, 3063 nucleotides. RefSeq lists its product as uncharacterized. NCBI's taxonomy places the organism in Eukaryota, Metazoa, Mollusca, Bivalvia, Ostreida, Ostreidae. The transcript is spliced from 6 exons. The coding region runs from base 178 to 2772 and encodes 864 amino acids. Gene Ontology annotation, molecular function: protein binding. The record is from RefSeq and is a predicted model, not a curated record.